This is a messenger RNA of Linnemannia hyalina, 210 nucleotides long. NCBI's taxonomy places the organism in Eukaryota, Fungi, Mortierellomycota, Mortierellomycetes, Mortierellales, Mortierellaceae. The record is from the annotation of a GenBank genome assembly.
AUGCUUUGUUAUAUGUCGUUUAUUAUCCAGGAUGAGGCGUUUGAGCUGUGGUCAGAGUGGUCCAAGAUCUACGAGCCAUCGUCGGAGUCGGCCAAUGUGAUUGACAGCAUCCGGGACGAGUGGUACUUGAUCAACAUUGUCCACAACGACUUCCAGGACCAGGAUGGACUCUUUAGAGUGCUCGAGAGCGUCAAGACUAUCGCAGUGUAG